GAGACUGAGAGGAGAAAUGGCGCAGAAAGGAGUUCAGCUGGACCGAGAAACAAUUUCUUGUUCCAUCUGUUUGGAUCUAGUGAAGGAUCCAGUGACUACAACCUGUGGACACAGCUACUGCAUGAACUGUAUUCAAACCCACUUUGAUGAAGAGGACAGGAAGGGAAUCCACAGCUGCCCUCAGUGCAGGAAGACUUUCACACCGAGGCCUGUCCUGGAGAAAAACAUCGUGUUAGCAGCUUUAGUGGAGCAGCUGAAGAAGACUGGACUCCAAGCUGCUCCAGCUGAUCACUGCUAUGCUGGACCUGAAGAUGUGGCCUGUGAUGUCUGCACUGGGAGGAAGCUGAAAGCCAUCAAGUCCUGUUUAGUCUGUCUGGCAUCUUACUGUGAGGAACACCUCCAACCUCACUAUGAUGCAGCUCCAUUAAAGAAACACAAGCUGGUGGCCCCCUCCAAGAAGCUCCAGGAGAACAUCUGCUCUCGUCAUGAUGAGGUGAUGAAGAUUUUCUGUCGUACUGAUCAGCAGAGUAUCUGUUAUCUCUGCUUGAUGGAUGAACAUAAAAGCCAUGAAACAGUCCCAGCUGCAGCAGAAAGGACUGAGAAGCAGAAGGAGCUCGAGGUGAGACGACUAAACAUCCAGCAGAGAAUCCAGGAGCGAGAGAAAGAUGUGAAGCUGCUUCAACAGGAGGUGGAGGCCAUCAAUGGCUCUGCUGAUAAAGCAGUGGAGGACAGUGAGAAGAUGUUCACUGAGCUGAUCCGUCUCAUCCAGAAAAGAAGCUCUGAUGUGAAGCAGCAGGUCAGAUCCCAGCAGGAAACUGAAGUGAGUCGAGUCAAAGAGCUUCAGGAGAAGCUGGAGCAGGAGAUCGCUGAGCUGAAGAGGAAAGACGGCGAGCUGGAGCAGCUCUCACACACAGAGGAUCACAACCAGUUUCUACACAACUACCCCUCACUGUCAGCACUCAGUGAGUCUACACACUCAUCCAGCAUCAAUAUUCGUCCUCUGAGCUACUUUGAGGAUGUGACAGCAGCUGUGUCAGAGACCAGAGAUAAACUACAGGACAUUCUGAGAGAGGAAUGGACAAACAUCUCACUGACAGUCACUGAAGUGGAUGUUUUACUCUCACCACCAGAGCCAAAGACCAGAGCUGAAUUCUUAAAAUAUUCACAUGAAAUCACACUGGAUCCAGACACAGCAAACACAUAUCUGUUAUUAUCUGAGGGGAACAGAAAAGUAACAUUUAUGUUCCAACAACAGUCUUAUUCUGAUCAUCCAGACAGAUUCACAUAUUAUUAUCAGGUCCUGAGUAGAGAGAGUUUGACUGGACGUUGUUACUGGGAGGUGGAGUGGACAGGGAGAGGAGUUGAUGUAGCAGUUGCAUACAAGAAUAUCAGCAGAGCAGGGACGGGCGAUGAAUGUGCAUUUCGAUACAAUGACAAAUCUUGGACAUUACGUUGUGACACAAGCAGUUUUAAUUUUUGGCACAACAAAGUCCAAACUGUCCUCUCAGGUCCUCGGUCCUCCAGAGUAGGAGUGUACCUGGAUCACAGAGCAGGUAUUCUGUCUUUCUACAGCGUCUCUGAAACCACGACUCUCCUCCACAGAGUCCAGACCACAUUCACUCAGCCGCUCUAUGCUGGACUUUAUCUUUAUGGAGAUGGAGCCACUGCAGAGCUGAUUAAAGUCAAAUAGACCUUUGAGCUUCCAGUUUGUUGUUCUUGUCUCUCUUUGCUGUUGAGAGCUCACUGUUGUGCUGUUUCUUCUCUGCACAGAGAUCACUUUAUGGGUGCGAGUCUGACAUCUUCUGAUUGAUUGUCUGUAGUUACCUGUAAAUUUACCUGAAACUGUAUUCAAAGCAAUGCAACACUUUUUCUCUGUUGAGUCUUUGUGAACAGAUCAGAGUGACAUGUGAGGAAUUUAUUUCAAAACAGUUUCCACUGGACCCCAAAGUAAGUAAAGGAAGUAAUGAUCAUAAACAUAAUCAAGCAAUAAUUCAACUGGUUUAGGGCCUCAAGUUUUUUCAUUGCUUAAACGACAACAACACUGGAAAUUUAUUUAUUUUCCUUUCUUAAAGAUUUGGAUUUUAUGGGGGCCAGUCUUAUGUAGUUUAAGUAGAACAAUCUACAUAUUAUGUAGUUUGUUCUAUUUUCUGAAUUGGCAGGUUUCUCUUCCUUUCUGUUGUUUAUUUACUUCCUUUACAUAGAAGAAAAUAUUGUUUAAAUACAAGAAAACCUGCACAAAAAGUAGUUCAUGUCUCUCAGUCAGUCCAGUGUGUGAUGUCUCGUAAACUCAGUAAGAUCGAUGGGAGUUUGUAGCAGAAAUUAACCGAUAGAUUAAACAUUGUGAAUAAUUCUCAAACUGCUUUGACGCUGUGUUGAUGAGAGUCAAUCUAAGUUUCAUAGUCUUUUAAAAUCAAUAAAAUGAUGAAUUCUCUGAUGUUUUUUAUCUUGACCUACAGAGAGCUUUUCAUACUGUAGAGCAUAUCAGUUAUUCAGGAAACUAGAGAGAUAUGGAAUAAGAUGUGUAGCCUAUUACUGGUUGGAAAAUGGACAACUGUGUUGUUUAUACAGAUGAUACAAAUUUAUUAUGUUCUGGACAUAAAAUGUAAAGAAUCUCUUGUAUGCAACUGAGAAUGAACUGGAAAUUUUUAAGAUGUGGUUUGAUAUCAAUAAAUUGACCCUUAAU
Oreochromis aureus is the source of this 2683-nucleotide messenger RNA. RefSeq names its product tripartite motif-containing protein 16-like. Bases 17 to 1690 code for a protein of 557 amino acids. The record is from RefSeq and is a predicted model, not a curated record. Gene Ontology annotation, molecular function: protein binding; zinc ion binding. NCBI's taxonomy places the organism in Eukaryota, Metazoa, Chordata, Actinopteri, Cichliformes, Cichlidae. The transcript has a single exon.